CCUACUCGAAUAGUUGACAGUUAUGAGUUCUAAAAGUGAAUGGAAAUUCAAUAUUAAUAAACACAUCAAAUAUCACUUUAAGAAACCAUGUCUGAACAGUCUAUGCUGGAAUAUAACAUCCAACUCUUGUUGUAGAUUGUAUUUGCUAUUGAGCAAAUUUGUUGGAGUGUGCUUAAACAACACAGAGAUUUACAACAAGAAGACUUUUCACAAUGCUGUCAGUGAGAGAAAUGGACGUGGUCUCAUUACAGUUGCCAACCACACCUCCAGACUUGAUGACCCUCUGGUGUGGAAUCUCAUAGGAUGGCGCAAUUUUAAACUAUCUACUUGGCGUUGGUCAACAGCUGCUGAAGACGUGUGUUUCAAAAGCAAGGCGGAAUCUUGCAUGAUGGCUAUCGGGAAAGUACUUCCUGUUACACGAGGGGAGGGGGUGUUCCAGAGGUCGAUGGAUUUCUGCGUUAAUGAAAUCAUAGAAGGAAGAUGGGUGCACAUUUUUCCGGAGGGGAAAAUAAAUCUGGACCAGAAACCAAUGAGGCUGAAGUGGGGAGUGGGAAGGUUGAUUGCGGAGCCAAAUAUUACACCAAUGGUCCUGCUUAUACACCACACAGGCUUUGAGACAGUGUUUCCCAAUGAUGGACGACCGCUGUUUCCACGGCUGGGAAAGAAGACCUCCAUCUACAUCAGCGAUAUGUUGGACUUAACUACUGAUGUGCAGAAGAUGAAAGACCUCAUGAAAACACCGGAGGAGAUGAGGCAAAGAUUGACAGACAUCAUUGAGGAAGAAAUGGCAACUCUCAAAUUAAAGGCAGAGCAAUUCCAUGAACAGUGUUUUGGACAAAUGCACUCUUCCAUCAGCCAAGCUAUUUCACCUACAAAUCAAAAUCAGAUGGACUUUUCCAAGUGUGAAGCAGGUGACAAAGCAGGUGGCCAAAUGGACUCUUCCAUUUCAGGAAAUGAUGACAAUGCUUCAUACCCUGAGGAACGGAAUAUUCUAAAUAUUGAAAAUGAUGAGAAUAGUGCAAAUGAUAAUGGUGUCAAGAAAGAAUUUGAAAAAAAACAAAGUCAAUGAAAGCAAACCUCUUUAUACCGGUAACUUGUUGAACUCAGGAAUUUCUGUUAUUAUCCUCCCAUGUAAAGAAGCAGGGGUACAUGCUUUGCACAUGUUGGUUCUUUGGAAAGUCUUAAACCAAAUGUUGUCCGAUUGGUAAUUAGUGAAUGCUUUGGCCUUAAGUCCUAAAACUUGUUAGGGAGGCUGGCCAUGACCAGCAGAUAACCUUCUUUUGAGGUCAGUAGUCAUGGUAGCAGUGACCUUAAACAAAAAAAAAAUUGUUGGAUCAAUAACUAAAAUAUUCAUGAGCCUACAUUCUUCAAACUUUGUAGGGAGGUUCUUUAUGACCUGUAUAUUACCUCUAUUGAUUUUGAGGUCAAUGUGACCUUGAACACAAAAAACAUACAGAGAAGGCUUGGACAUUCUGUCCUCAGACUUGGUGGGGUGAUUGUUUGUGACCUGUAGAUAUUGACCCUUUUAAAAGUAGACCAGUCACGGCCACCUUUCAAAACCGGUAUCGAAAAAAUACAUAAAUACAAUGAUUGAUAACUAAAAUGUUUUGGUUGAAAGUUGUGAGGAACUGACCAUUGUCAUAAUAUUUUAAACAUAUUGGUUACCACUUAUAUUAACCUUAAUGCAUAUAUCUAUAGAUAUAUCUCUUAUGAGAAGCAAAUGUGAAAUGACAUAAAAAGAAAGGAAAGGGACAAAGGAUUUAAUAAAUUGUGCAUAGACCGAGAAUAUAACAAUUAUGUAGGUAAAAAGUGUUCACUGCCAUGACAGGAUAAUUAGUAUUCACACUCUAGCUAAUCAUACAUAACGGAACAUACACGCCUGGGAAACACUCACACUACCUAUAAUUUUGACACCUGGUUACAUUACAUUACAUGCAUGUUUAAAUGGAGACUUAUAACUCAUUAACUCCUAUGGAAACAAUUCGAACAGGUCAAUAACUCUACUCUUGGUAGUGACUGGUCAUAUCCUUUAUCGAGAUGAUUCAUUGACAGCUAUUAGGGGGCCAAACAUCUCUGGUUUAAGAAUUGUUUCUAUCUAAAAUUCAGGGAGCAAUGACUUUGUGAUAGAAAUUGGAGUACUGGUACUGUUAAUUUUUAUAGAUAUUUUUAUAAUAUAUAAUUUUUUCAAAAUUAUGUUGUUCAAUUUAUUAUCAGGUUGAUGCAAGGAGGUAUCCAAACCUUUUAUGGAAAUAUGAAUAUGAUGUUCAUUUUGAUACCAGAACCUUUUAUUUAUACAAUUAAAGGGAUAAGACACCAGAUGGUCCCAAAAUACAAAUAAAGCAUUUUCUCAAAACAAGACUAGAAUUGUGAAUACCUACCAAUAAGAGGCCAAUUUUACAUCAUUUUACAUGAUUACAAAAAUAUUUUGGCGCUGCUUUAGCUGAGUUUAACAUUUAAAAAUAGUGCAUAAUGGUUUCCCAGUUUAUAAUGUAGCAUUUGAAAGUCACAUAAUCAGUACUGAUAAAUAUACCAACAAUUUUUUUUUUUAUGUAAGUUUUUGACAAUUUUUUGUUAUUCUUCCAAUUGUAUCUUCUGGUGUCUAGUCCCUUUGAUUUAAAGGGACUAGAAAGCUAAGCAAUUUAUUUUUGUGAUUAAAAAUACUCUGUUUGAACAUGUGUUUAUAUUAUUUUUGGUGCCCUAAAUGAAGCACCAGGCUUCCAUUAAAAAAUUGUAACUGGAAGUAUGAACUUCCUUGCCAUCCAUUUUGAAAGGUUUGAAUCUGAACAAAUUGUUUUUGGUGUGUAAAUACUUGUGAACAGUGAUCAAUUGCUAUAAAUAGUCAAAGAAAUGAAACAAAAGGCAUGAUUUAAUACACUUGUGCCUGAGAUCAAUGAGUGAAGAUUUAUAAAAUUUAGGACUUUUUAUUACUUUGAAUGUUAAAAGAAGAUGAGCGUAAGGGGAUGUCAACGUUCAUCUGUUCUAGUUUUCAGUCGAGCAAGGGGCAUAACUUAACAAUUAGCUAUCCUUGCUGUUGUCCAUGGCAACAUGUGUCCAACCCUGCAAUGAGAUGAGUGCUGCACAAAUUGUUCUUUUUCAGGUAAAAGGUCAAGUUAACGAUUUGAUAAUGUAAACUGCUGAUUUAAGGGGUGAUUUGCCGGUCAAGGGCAAACUACCACUCAGGUUUGAGGACUUCUCAGUUUUCAAGUGUUGACAACGACCUUGACCUUCUGCACUCAAAAUGAAGAGUUUAUCUUUUGGUUCAUAUCAAAUGAGGUUUCCUUAUCCUAAUUUGAACAGUUGAUUCUAGUUUUUGUCCAGACAAACCUACCAGAUGAUAAUCUUACAAACUUACAAGGGGAAAUACAGCUGUUGAAUAUAAUUGUGACAUUUGACCUCACAAUAGGAAUUAUCUACUGGCUUAGGGCUAGGUCCUUGUGAAGUUUCAUGAUUCUUGGCAAAACAUUUCAUUUUCAAACACAAGGGUCACUUUUGAUAUCCUUUUCAACAUUGUACUACUCUUUUGUUAUUUUCUGAUUUUUUUUUAAUAAAUUCAUGACCUUGACCUUUAAAAUACCAGCUCAUUGUUUAAAGGGAGAACUGCUUACCAAGAGCAAAUAAACUCUGAAGUUGUAUGGACCAUCUUCAUACUAUUGUCAAAUUACCAGUAUUGUUUACAUUUUGUUUGGUACAAAUAUUGCCCUUUAGUCUCAACCUUGAUUUAUCGUAGUAAUCUAGAAUUAUCCUACCCAUCAAGGUCAUCUUUCAUCAUUGAAUAAAACUUUUUAUUCUAACCUUGACCUUAAACCUACUGGUCAAACAACUAGUAUGGGUCAUCUACUGAUUAACAAGAGAUUUGUUCAGCAAUUUGCACCCUGAGCAUCACUUUGUAAAAAACAUUUUCUAGAUGGAAACAGGUGUCAAGAGAAUGCAAAUCAACUACUGG
This is a messenger RNA of Mya arenaria, 3943 nucleotides long. Its product is annotated as tafazzin-like. The transcript is spliced from 7 exons. Gene Ontology annotation, molecular function: 1-acylglycerophosphocholine O-acyltransferase activity. Gene Ontology annotation, biological process: inner mitochondrial membrane organization; cardiolipin acyl-chain remodeling. The record is from RefSeq and is a predicted model, not a curated record. Bases 23 to 1069 code for a protein of 348 amino acids. Gene Ontology annotation, cellular component: mitochondrial membrane. Lineage: Eukaryota; Metazoa; Mollusca; Bivalvia; Myida; Myidae.